AUGGUCAUCAUCACACAAUCACCUCGAUCCAUUGUUGCCAACAUCAACGACAACGAUGACAACAACCUCAGUCUGUACUGCCCGAUGUUGGCCAACAACCAGUUGAUCACACCAUCAACAUUCAAUCAGUCGCUGACCGAUCUAACAUUCGGCGAUACAUUCAAUCAAAUGAUCAGGACGGGUUGUUUGCCGGCCUCCCUCCUAGAACUUACAUUUGGUAAUGACUUUGAUCAGGAGCUGGCGGCAUUCGCACUGCCAUCAUCCAUCACUAGACUAUCCUUUGGGAUACCACGCAGUAGCUCAUACCUCGACAACAUCACGUCUGGCAGCAACUUUGACCAUCCCAUCCAACCCAAUGCAUUGCCGUCGUCAUUAACCGAGUUGUUGCUGGGUAGAAGCUUUGAUCAGAUGAUGCCAGUGGGAUGCCUACCUCCCUCUCUGACCAUACUUGCAUUCGAGUAUGCCUCCGACUUUGAUCGUCCUAUAGCCUCGGGCACUCUGCCCAUCGGCCUCAAGACCCUGCUGUUUGGACCAAGGUUCGACGGCACACUUGAGCCAGGUGUGCUCCCGCCGGCACUCCAAACACUCACACUCAGCCGAGCAAGUCACCUCAGACUCUUGCCAGGGGUCCUGCCCCAAUCACUCAAGACAUUGAGGUUCCUGUUGGCCUCAAUGUAUAACGAGCCAAUCGCGCCGGGCACCCUCCCGGAUGGUCUGCGAGAGCUGGCCUUUGGAAAUAGAUUCAAUCAAGACAUUAUGCCAGGUGUCCUACCGUCGUCGCUGACCAAGUUGACGUUUGGGAUCGACUUCAAGUAUGAGAUUGCGUCGGGAGCACUGCCGUCAUCACUCAAGGUCUUAAAGGUGUUGGUCGAUCGACCUGUACCAGUUGGUUCGAUCCCCGCAUCGCUGGAGGACUUGUACAUUGGCUCGCGGUAUCCUAUCAUGCCAGGCUAUCUCCCGGCUGGCCUAACAUCCUUCAAGUAUCUCGACCAACUGCUCACACGAGAUCUGCUGCCAAACACGCUCACACACCUUGCCCUAGGCUUCUUGUUCAAGGGCUUCGAACAUGGUGCAUCAUUCCCUCUCUCACUAAAGCACAUGACUCUGAAAAACUUUGGUCAGAUGUCGUUUGUGCCCCGAUGGGUGGACAGGGUCACAGUUGCGCGAGUGGCUUCACAGACUGUCCUGCAAUCAUCGAUAAUCUUAAAGGACUUGAUGAUAUCGGCACGAAUCACUCAGGUACAUCAUACGGAACCACUGUCAGAGUGGGCACCAGGUAUCGACUUGCAAGCAUUGCUAAAUGAUAUGCCCAAUUAUGUCAAAUGGUGA
Molecule: messenger RNA, 1329 nt
Organism: Acytostelium subglobosum LB1
Lineage: Eukaryota; Evosea; Eumycetozoa; Acytosteliales; Acytosteliaceae
Exons: 2
Coding region: 1-1329 (442 amino acids)
Source: RefSeq, a predicted model, not a curated record